AUGGUCUUAGUGCUAGCUUACCACAAUCAUUCCGAGGUGCCUACAUCUUCAGGCGCUCAUUCAGUGACAGCAAGAACGCCACUGACACCGGUUGGUAGCCACAUCUUGUGGUGUCUCCAACCAGGAACAGUGGGGAUCACGCGCAAGGCGAGUAGCACCGACAGCACGACGUUUCUUUUAUGCCCGUCUAUUAGGUCAAGGGUUGGCCACCUCUCUGCUUCCACCACUCUGAGUUGGGCAUGGAAAACAGUACCCUUUUCGACAACCGGUUCGGCAUACGUAACACGUGCCCCAACUAGCGCAGCUUCUGGUGCUGGAUAUAUUUUUCACUGGAAGUACGCGUUGACACCCGUGAACCCGCUUUAUAUUUGCCUCGGUACGGAUUCGCCGACACCGACCCACACGUGCUAUGAUUCUGAGACAACGAUUAUCGAACACCUGAAGAAGAAGAGACUGGAGACUGACGAAGAGACCGAACUCCAUCACGAGGUGACGGGACAUUACCUUGGUGUGACGUUGCCUGGAAACAUCACAAACGAGAGAUUCAGCUGGGUUCCAGGUGAGUCUCUCGAAAAACCAAAUUGGUUGGCAAAUGAGUGUAUAUUCGCUGAAAGUAAGGCUUCUUCAGGUGUGGUGACCAUUACCUCAGAACCAUACCUCGUGUUGGCUAGUGUCGGUGAAUCCGCAACGAAGCAAUUCGAACACGAGUGUUCGAACUACCAGGUACUGCUUAGAAGCUAUAUAACCGCAGGUAGAAGAGGAGGAAUUCACCCACUCAACCCUGCACUGACGAUGUCACCUCGAAUGGUGAUGAAACGUUUGCAAUCCAACUGCCAAGCACGGCGAACAGACCAACAACGAAUCAACGCACCCGAGCUACCUACAUUCCACAACAGCGCUGAAUUUUUUGACGUUGAGGUAUCACCAACCCGUCACUUCCAAUCCUGUUUAUUUAUUGAAAUUUUGAGAGUGCUGUUUUCCAUGCCCAACUCAGAGUGGCGUAAACAGAGAGGUGGAAAACCCUUGACUUGGCAGAGGAGUAUGAAGGAGAUCACGAAACGCUUGGGUGCUACUCACCUUCCAGGAUGGGGACCGCGUGAUCCUCACUGUGCCUGGUUGGAGACACUACAAGAUAUGGCUGCCAAUCGAUGGCAGUGGCGAUCUUGCUAUAAAUCAUGGUUGUACGGCAGUGAAACAUCGGUGUUGAACACUGAUGUCAUGCUGUCCAUGACGAUGAUGAUGAUGACCAUGAAGUCAGAUAUUCUGUUGCGAUCGCACAUACUUACUGUUCUUUUUUUAGAAAGUGAGUAUUUUAGGUUGGCUGAAAAAAAAUACACUAAUUUGCAAAUCAAUUUGGUUUUCACGAGAUACUCAACUGAAUCCUCGUUUAUGGAUAUUCUACAACUGAAUGUGCUGCACACAGGCCACCUCAUGAUUCAGUUGGGACGAUUUUCGAGAUAUCGAAGCAGUUUCCAUCAAGAAACCAACCAACAAACCGAUAUUUCCAGGGUGGUUUUCACGCCUACCCGGUUCACUCGCCUCAGUGUCAAACUGAGAAUUGCAGGUGACACUGAUGAAAUUAAUCGACAAUCAAAUUCCCUGAGGAAAAUCCAAUACAGAUCCAGUGGACUCAAAUUUCGCAAUCAAGUAUGUAAUGAUCGACACGGUGAAAGGAUCUUUGAUGAGACCGUGUUUGGUUUUGUAACCACGAAGUGCAGCAGUGGCGCCUUCACCAAGGGAAUAAUAGAAUCUCACAAUUUCAAUGCGCCUACUGACAUCCAUCGUAAACACUUUCAGCACGGAGGUAAAAGAAGAACAAGCACGUUGACAGUGUUUGAAAAUUACCCAUGUACCGAACAGUUGUUGUAUAAAAACAAGAAACCAGAAGCUUACAAUUCAUACUUAGGCACUCGCCAAACAAGAUACAACGAAACUACUCACAAGGUUACUGAAAACUCUUCGACAGCCCACGACCGGUUUUGA
Messenger RNA from Opisthorchis viverrini, 1983 nucleotides. RefSeq lists its product as hypothetical. NCBI's taxonomy places the organism in Eukaryota, Metazoa, Platyhelminthes, Trematoda, Opisthorchiida, Opisthorchiidae. The record is from RefSeq and is a predicted model, not a curated record. The coding region runs from base 1 to 1983 and encodes 660 amino acids. The transcript is spliced from 10 exons.